AGCGUGCACUUCAUCAACUGAAAAUGAAGCGGCAACACAGUCGCGCAAAUCUCGAAUCUCCGGCGGAAAUCAGCAGAAGCAAAACAGAGCAUUUGGCCGACCGCGUGAAUCGGAUGCGGAGAUCUCGCCCCCACCUGACACGCUAGAACGUCGACAGCAUGGUUAGCAGGGGUGGGCGCUCGAAGGGGUGCCUUAAUUGUCGAAAACGGCGCGUCAAAUGUGACGAGACGCGCCCAGUGUGUCUUCGCUGCAAGAAGAGAGGCCUUGAAUGCGACGGGCCAAAGGAAGCGACGUGGAUCAGUCAGAACACCGACUUCCAGAGCGAGUCAUAUCCAGACACUGCUCUUAUCCUGUCCGGCGAUAGUCCGACUCCGCCGCCGCAGCUCUCUUUUGAUGCAUUUGAUGACUUGAUAUGUCUGGCAUACACGCGCAAAAACCUACUGAGAGGAGGGCCAGUUGAGCUGGCGUGUAACAUGAUCGAGGCUCAGGCAGCCGGAUUCGAGCUCAGCAAUCCAGGCGUUGAUCUUCUCCGACAGUCCAUGCUUAGCUUGUCUGUAACGUUCUUCGGCAAGCAGCACCGCCAAACUCAGAUCACUCGGCGCGGCUACGCUCAGUACGGCGAGGUUCUGCGGCAGUUCAACUUCCAUUUGACCCAGCCCGACCUCCAGACCACCGACGAGACGAUCCUCACAGCAUUAACCUGCAUGCUGCUCGAGAUAUUCCUGCCAACCGGUCCACAGAAUUUCUUCAAGCAUCACCGCGGGUUAGAGGCUAUCAUGGCUAUGCGCGGACCGCCGACAGAAACCAUUGGAAAUACUGCGACCAUGUUUCGAGGACUGCGAAUACUAUCGAUCAUAGGCGCACUUGCAGAAUCAAGACCGUCGCUCUACGCCAGAGACGAAUGGAAGCGCGUGCCACCGCCGGCCAAUGCUACUGAAUUUAUGAAGCUCCAACACCGUAUUUUUGACUGCCUGGCCGACUGUACACAGCUCAAAAGCGAUCACAACGCCUUACUAAACGGGACUGCGCCAUUGUGGACCUACGAACCGCUGCGGCAACGUGUGCAAGAAACUCUAGAGGACCUUCAGAAACUGUAUCCAGACUACGAAAGCUUCAAUGCCUCACAAGUAGAUCCAGCCAAGAUAUUGAGUCCCUUAGCGAAAGAGCUAGGAGUCUCAAACUACAUCUCAGCCACCGCACUGAUGCUCUACAACACCGUCCACAUCUGUCUCCUCCAUAUCAUCAACUCGCUCGACCCGUCGCCCGCGAACACCAUACUCCGCAACCACGCCGCAAUGAUUAUCUCGAAGUGCCUCGAGCUCAAAGAACAAGAGCGGGAAGAAGGCAUAUACGAGUCCAACACAAUCAGCUUCGUCGCUACCAAGAUCGCAUGGCAGGCUCUCGGCGGCUUCGACUCGCCCGAGGGCCGGCGGCUGGCAAAGACGGUGGACAAAGUGCUUGACUCGGUGACACCAAUGCCAAUCAACGACAAGAACGCAUGGGAGAAUGCAAGCCCUGAAGAUGUGCGGGAUAAGUUCUUCGCGGGCUUCGUGAAGAGGUAUCCCGUAAGAUCGCCCGGUGUCAGAGCCAGUAAUCCAGCCAAGUUAGUCGAGAUUAGGAAUGGUGCGCAGACUCAGACUUGAGCGAAGACUGCCGGACGCACGAAAUCAUCGAAAUGCGAUCCUCUGCGCUCCUUUACUCUGCAACUUGUACAAGGACCUUCCUCGUUACCCUUCCAUGUCUCUGCACCUUCCACGCUUCCAGGGCCCCCUCAGUACACUCGCCUUGGAUCAACGGGUUGAUACAUACGGCGCCCGUACCCAGUAGUCCACAGAACGCCGGUAUAUAUGCCUGAGCAACGCCUC
This is a messenger RNA of Boeremia exigua, 1865 nucleotides long. RefSeq lists its product as uncharacterized. The transcript has 2 exons. Lineage: Eukaryota; Fungi; Ascomycota; Dothideomycetes; Pleosporales; Didymellaceae. Gene Ontology annotation, molecular function: zinc ion binding; DNA-binding transcription factor activity, RNA polymerase II-specific. Gene Ontology annotation, biological process: regulation of DNA-templated transcription. Bases 159 to 1643 code for a protein of 494 amino acids. The record is from RefSeq and is a predicted model, not a curated record.